UCUUUCAAAUUUAUACUAUCAAAGAGAGUAUAACCAUUCUUUGGUUGUUGCAGUAGCGGCGCCGGCAAACAAUCUCCGAUUACUGCACUCAUUCACUCCUCAAGGUAACGCUUCUUCUUCCUCCUCCGUUCGUUUUUCAAUCUCUUCAGUUCUGUUUGAGUAAUGGCGACCGAAGAAGAGAACACAGAGUUCUACUUGAGAUACUAUGUUGGACAUAAGGGCAAAUUCGGUCACGAAUUCUUGGAGUUCGAGUUCAGACCCGAUGGCAAGCUUCGAUAUGCUAACAACUCCAAUUACAAAAACGAUACCAUCAUUCGCAAGGAGGUUUACCUCACUCCCGCCGUUCUUCGCGAGUGUCGCCGCAUCAUUUCCGAUAGCGAGAUUAUGAAGGAAGAUGAUAACAACUGGCCGGAGCCGGACCGGGUGGGGCGUCAGGAGCUUGAGAUUGUGAUGGGGAAUGAGCAUAUCUCCUUCACAACGUCCAAGAUUGGGUCUCUUGUCGACGUUCAAAGCAGCGCAGAUCCUGAAGGGCUUCGCAUCUUUUACUAUCUUGUUCAGGAUUUGAAGUGCUUUGUCUUCUCUCUUAUUUCACUUCACUUCAAGAUCAAGCCUAUAUAAAUACGUUUCAAGUAUUUAUAAGUUUGUCCUCUUUGGAAUGUGCCUCUUUUAACAACCUUUCACUUUUAGCUAAUGAAGUUUGACAUUUGUAUUGGUGAUGAACAGGAAAACCUGAUUUGAAUGGAUUACUUUUGUACAAAAUAUUAGUUUUUUGUAUGUUUGAUCUUUUGGAUAUU
Messenger RNA from Vicia villosa (hairy vetch), 794 nucleotides. Its product is annotated as protein mago nashi homolog. NCBI's taxonomy places the organism in Eukaryota, Viridiplantae, Streptophyta, Magnoliopsida, Fabales, Fabaceae. The transcript is spliced from 3 exons. Gene Ontology annotation, cellular component: nucleus; exon-exon junction complex. Gene Ontology annotation, biological process: RNA splicing. The record is from RefSeq and is a predicted model, not a curated record. The coding region runs from base 163 to 618 and encodes 151 amino acids.